AUGUCCAUACCUCCAGAUAUCGAUCCAUAUGCAGUACUUGGUGUUGCCAAGGAUGCCACUAUCCCUGAAAUCAGGGCCGCCCAUCGAAAGCGGGUUCUCAAGUGUCAUCCAGACAAGAUACAAGAUGAGUCGCAGCGCAUUGCUGCCCAAGAAGAAUUUCAGAAAGUCCAACAGGCCUAUGAACUACUCUCAGACGAUGUCCGACGGACUAAACAUGACCAAAAGGUCAAGAUUGCCGAGCUGAAGCGUGAACUGCUGGAACGCAGACGAACAGACUCUACCUACAACUCCCCACGGGGGAGUGCAGGCGGCACUCGGGAAUUCCGCAAUGGUCACUUCAUGGAGGAGAGAGUCCCCAUAGAAGUCUUCUUUGAGGAAGAAUUACGAUUCACAGAUGAGCCCCGCUCCACAACGGCCCGCAAAUGCGAAGAGUUUGGCCUACGCUCAAAGACGAAACAGACAGAAGAGAAGAAGAAGAGUCGAACACCGAUGAGCAUGUAUCAUCAGGCAAAGGAAGAGCGGGAAGCGGCCAAGGCAACGGCCAAGGCGACGCAUUCCGACCGUGCGAAGAUGCGUGAUGUGGAGCGACGACGACAGGCCGAGGCAAAGCGCGAUACAUUUGGAUCCUAUGCAGAAUCCGAGGAAGAGACAUCCGAUUCCACCGCUCCCCGCCGCUAUCACAUCAAACGGACACCCCAGGUAGAGCGAGAGUUACGAUCCCGACCAUCGGACUCUCGUCGUCGCGAACGCCGCUACGAAGAGGAGACCGAUGUGGAAGAUCGCUGGUCCAAGCUCGAUAGUCAAUACUUCAUUGCAGAGGAUUAUAUCGCAUCUAAAGCCCGGAGUUCCAAGUCCCCACGACGACGCCAUGGUCGCUCCUCGCCGGAACCAGAGUUGUCCGGGUCGCGAUCCACGGGACGGUCCACCCGCCGUCGCUCUUCAUCGCGCGAUAAUUCCUAUGAGCACCUGGAACAAUCUCGAGCUUAUGAGACCAGGCCACCUAAGCUGCAACCCUCCGCAACCACCCCGGGUAUCAAGGGUCUCCGUCCUUUCCUCAACACCCGCUCCGCAACCGCCCCUGGCGUCGUCCGUCCAAAGCGGGAGAGUCGGGACUCAACACUAUACGAAAUGUCCCGGGAGCAACCUCCACCACGGACUUCCAGGAGGCGCGACGACUCGGGAUAUUCCAGUCCCGGUACCCCUGAAAUGCUUCCCAGAGGAAGCUCUCCCAAGACCUCAGUCCGUUACAUGGUUGUCAAGGAACCAGAGCACAUCAUUGCAGAACCAAAGUCAUCAAAGUAUCGCUCGGCGAGAUCCCCCGACCGGGAUCGCGUAUCCUCUACACGCCAAACACCCAAGCGAAGCAGUACCUAUACCGGGGAAGCCUUGCCUCGUGUUGAGACUCGGUCUGCGCGCCCUUCUUCUCGUCCCCAUCCGGACGUCGAAUAUAUUACCCGCCCCGUAGAAAAGGACGUCAAAGUCAAGUAUGGGAGGGCAUACAAGGAAGAAGACGUGAUCUACUCGCCGAGACAACGCUAUUACCCAUACGACGAGGAAUAUCGCAUUCCUGCUGCGGGGAGACGCCAGUCUGCCUAUUAA
This is a messenger RNA of Penicillium griseofulvum, 1599 nucleotides long. RefSeq names its product J domain-containing protein. The record is from RefSeq and is a predicted model, not a curated record. The transcript has a single exon. Lineage: Eukaryota; Fungi; Ascomycota; Eurotiomycetes; Eurotiales; Aspergillaceae. Bases 1 to 1599 code for a protein of 532 amino acids.